CGUCGCGCAGCGCGGCCACGAGCCUGAUCAGAGCAGGAGCUGAUCACAGAAAACUACGGCAGAAAACCUCCCACACAAGCUAUUUCACCAGUUUCCAUUCAGUGAACUUUCACUACAACUUCCAGACAGUUGGGGGAUGUGGGACUCCCACCUGUAACCCAGAGACAUCCGUUGACCAGCGAUGAGAGGGUCUUACCUGCUGCAGUGGUGACUACAAUGUCUCUAGGAGAAGUGAUCCGUGAAUGACGGUGUGACCCAAGAGAAAUCACUGUUCGGGCCCCGACGCAUCCAGGAGCCACUUGUUCCACUUGCAUAUAAAGCAUACCAUCAUUCCCAGUCAGCUGUUGCAAUGCUGGUGCCAGGACCUCUGUGGGUGACCCUGGCGGUGAUGUGGGUGGGAAGCUGCAGGGCUCACAGCUCCUUUACCUGUGAGCCCAUCAAGAUGCACCGGUGCAUGGGGAUGCCCUACAACAUGACCUUCUUUCCCAACAUGAUGGAGCACUACGAUCAGGACAUUGCAGCCAGUAAAAUGGAGCCAUUCAUGCCCCUGAUCUCUCUGCAUUGUUCUCCGGACGUCCACCACUUCCUGUGCCAAGCCUUUAUCCCAGAAUGCAUCGGGGAGAGCGUGGUGGUUCGGCCGUGCAGGGAAAUGUGUGAGGCUGUUCUGUCUGACUGUAGGAAAAAUAUUGACGUCUUUGGCGUCACCUGGCCCCCUGAGCUAAAGUGUGAAAAACUGGAACCAUGCGGGGGAUCAGUGCAUCCUGCCACCACUCCGUUGACGUCUUCAUCUCCAAAGAGAGAUCUGGGUUUCUGGUGCCCGCUGCAGCUGAAGACCAAGCCCGGCCACAGCUCGGUUUUCCUGGGGGCCCAGGAUUGUGCGCCGCCCUGCGCCAACAUGUACUUUAAGCCACACGACAUCGAAUUUGCCAAGAGCUUCAUCGGCGUGUGUUCCAUCAUCUGCCUGGGCGCCACACUCUUCACGUUCCUCACCUUCCUCAUCGACGUCAAGCGCUUCCGAUACCCGGAGCGCCCCAUCAUCUUCUACGCCGUCUGCUACAGCUUCGUCUCGCUCAUCUACUUCAUCGGCUUCCUGCUGGGGAACAGCGCCGCCUGUGUCAAAGCGUCCAGUCCUGCAGGAGUAGACACCGUGGUGCUGGGCUCUCAGAGUAAAGGCUGCACGCUUCUUUUUAUGCUCCUCUACUUCUUCUCCAUGGCAGGCAUCGUCUGGUGGGUCAUACUCACCAUCACCUGGUUCCUCGCAGCCGGACCCAAGUGGAGCUGCGAGGCUAUCGAGAAGAAAGCGGUGUGGUUUCACUCUGCCGCCUGGGGCAUCCCCGGGGCGCUCACCGUCAUGCUGCUGGCUCUGAACAAGGUGGAGGGGGACAACAUCAGCGGAGUGUGUUUUGUGGGGCUCUACGACCUGGACGCGCUGCGCUUCUUUCUGCUGGCUCCGCUGUGCGUGGGCGUCAUCGUGGGCCUCUUCCUCAUCCUGGCAGGCAUCGUCUCCCUCAACCACGUCCGGCAGGUGAUCCAGCACGACGAGCGCAACCAGGAGAAACUGAAGAAGUUCAUGAUCCGCAUCGGCGUGUUCAGCUGCCUGUACCUGGUCCCGCUGGUCACCCUGUUAGCCUGCUACACCUACGAGCAGAGUCGCCGCAGCACCUGGGAGAAUACCUGGAUCGACGACCGCUGCCAGGAGUACAGCAUCCCCUGCCCCUACCAGACUUCAGAACGCGACCGGCCCGACCUCUCACUGUUCCUUGUGAAGUACUUGAUGACACUGGUGGCAGGAAUCUCUGCAGUGUUCUGGGUCAGCAGCAAGAAGACCUGCUCCGAGUGGGCCUACUUCUUCAACAGGACCCGCAAGACCGACCCCAUCAGUGAGAGCCGGCGAGUGCUCCAGGAGUCCUGCGAGUUCUUCCUGAAGCACAACAAUCGCGUCCAGCACAAGAAGAAGCACUACAAGCCCAGCUCUCACAAGCUCAAAGUCAUCUCCAAGUCCAUGGGCACGAGCACGGCCGCCACUCCCACCAGUCCUGGCAUCAGCGUCUCCACCCUGGGCAACCACGAGCCCCACAUGCAGGGCUCCCUGUCUGACGCCUCGGCCCGGGGGCCGCUGGACCGGGGAACCCCCAACCGGAGCUCCAGGAGGACGGACAGAGAGCCGGAGAAGGAGGGAGGGGAGAGACGCAGCAAAGGGGGGAGCUCCAGCAAGAUCAGCAGCCGCUCGGAGAGCAUCAACAGAGUUGCAGAUGGGAGGAUGACUCCGCGGAGCGAGCUGUCGGAGGUGAGGCCGGUGGCUGUCGGACAUCAGCAGCACUCAGCUCUGAACCUGUCACACAGCAGCAGCUUCCAGGACUCCGCCCAGCAGAUGCUGCACCAGCUGUGUGAGGAAACCAAGGACCCAAAGGACAUCUGACAUCCCAAAUGUACUUGUUCACUCAUCUUGUAACCACUCAGUCAGACUUGAUGUUGAAUUCUUGUUUGCUCAGAUUGUAGCCGGUGGAUGUUUCUUGUCAGCAAAGUGAGACAUACCUCGAUAAAUUUCAAAUGUGGUGUGUUGGACCAGAAUUUGUGGUAUUAAACCUAAACCUGCUCAUCUUAGAUGACUUAUAUCACACCCCCUGACUGUGCAACAACCAGUCUUCAUUUGAUACUGUAGCACGCAUUAGUUCUCCUGUCUUAUAGAUAAGUUGUUGAAUCACAUGCCCAACUCCCUAGUAAACAGAUGCAAUAUUUAUGUAAAUAUUCUUAUUUUUAAUGUAGCGUUUAAGCUUUUUACUGAACUAGUAACUACACUGAGAGUUGUAAUACAGAGGUCAUAAAAAAUAGCCAAAAAUCCUGCCAAGGAAAGUUGUUGCGUGUCAAACGGUUGAUGAGUUGCUUUUCCCGGAUCGAUGUUUGUUUUCAGACCUCAUAUUGUACUACACAUUAUGUGCCACUUAUUUCACUCUUUUUGAGAAACUCUUAAAUAUAUUACUGAUGAUAGUGUCAAAUUUGACCAUUUCUUUAGAGUCUGUUUUGUUUUGUGAUUAUUUUUUUUUUCUUAUUUCUGUUUUAUUUAAGAAUGUAUACGUCCACUCAGCGUGGGGAAAGUACAGCUUUGUCAUUUUCUUAAAGAAUGUACCUUUUGUCUGCAGGUGUUUUUACACUGGUGAUGCUGUAAAUUCAUCGACUUUUAUCAGUAAACAAAUCUCGUGGGCUUUGCACUAUUUGUUAAUAACCACUAAUUACUACGUAGUCACAAAACACAGCUGACUAUUUAGGAAUAUCUGCGGUGGUCGUUGACGGACGACACCUCAAGUCGGUCCAGAACGACUUCCUCUGAAAACGCAUCCUGCUGUAUUGUCUGUUAUGCUGCACAAGGGACCGGUCGUACCCUUGAAUUUACUUGUGUUUUGGUUUUGGGGGGUCACAGGACAGCUCCAAAACAAAGAUUUAAAGGGAAUUUGUAUUAAUGGAUGAUUUUAUUUUGUAUUCCUGUUACAGUAAUGAUGUGUCUAGGUCUGGUGUAGUCUAUCAGAUGUUCUGUACGCUCUCCAUCCAUUUGCACUGUGCUUUUUUUACUGAGGCUUUUCUUUUCUACAACUUUUGUAUCUGAGAUGUUUUACGCUGAUAAAGUGUUUAAUUAAAACACUUUUUUUUCCUACUGCAUCACUUAA
Cololabis saira (Pacific saury) is the source of this 3662-nucleotide messenger RNA. RefSeq names its product frizzled-6-like. Gene Ontology annotation, cellular component: plasma membrane. Lineage: Eukaryota; Metazoa; Chordata; Actinopteri; Beloniformes; Belonidae. The transcript is spliced from 8 exons. Gene Ontology annotation, biological process: canonical Wnt signaling pathway; non-canonical Wnt signaling pathway. Bases 350 to 2419 code for a protein of 689 amino acids. Gene Ontology annotation, molecular function: Wnt receptor activity; Wnt-protein binding. The record is from RefSeq and is a predicted model, not a curated record.